Messenger RNA from Morchella importuna, 720 nucleotides. RefSeq lists its product as uncharacterized. The coding region runs from base 1 to 720 and encodes 239 amino acids. Gene Ontology annotation, molecular function: protein binding. The record is from RefSeq and is a predicted model, not a curated record. NCBI's taxonomy places the organism in Eukaryota, Fungi, Ascomycota, Pezizomycetes, Pezizales, Morchellaceae. The transcript has a single exon.
AUGCUUCACGACAUGCCCGCAGAGCUUCUCCUCAAUAUCCUGUCUUACCUAGACAAUUUAGACCCUGUUUCUCAUGCUAGCCACACUCUUUCUUUGUCUACUCGAGAUUUCAAGACUCGAACUUUACGCACUCGUUUAGCAAAUAUUAAACACAUUGAGCUUUUGAUGGAGAUAUGGACACCGCCAUCGUUCUUCAAACCGCGAGGAGGAAGCCCCGCUUAUUCCAAAGAAAGCUAUAUCACUCGACCACAGGACCGGCUCUACGAUAUGCUUUGUGAUCCACAUAUGGUUGUGAAGGUUGAGGAGUAUUUAGACAAUCUCGAAAAGAAGGCUCGAGCGGCACAAAAGAUAGCUAGUCAUCUUUUGACUAUGAUGUCUUUCGACACAGAUGAAGAGCAGCAUUCAUAUGCUACAAUGAUUGUCAUAGAGUUAUGGUCAGCUCAAUCACGCUAUGGACAUGACGUUGAUGGACGUUGGUCAAAUAUUAAUGAUGAGUGCGGAUUGCAAGAAGUGCAUGUUCGAGACAAUUAUGUUACGAGUUUACCUUCUGAAAUACAAGAGGCGAUGAUUACAGCAUAUAAUGCGUUGGCACAACGUCUCCAGCCUCCAUUCUACUCUAGUAGUCGAAGAGGCCAUGGAGGGAGAAUUAUAGAGGGAGAGGGGAUGUGGCUGUAUAGGUUGAUUGUUAAGGUAAGUCCCUUUGAACCUCAAACUAGAUAG